GAUGGUUUUUCUCUAUACACCACUCGUUAGUGUUAUCGUUUACCUUUAUUGUUUAAAGAAUAACUUUUUCGAAGAAAGGAACUCACAGACGUGUCAGACGUCCAGUCCAGUAGGUGGCGGUAACUCACAUGCUCCACACGGAAGAAGACGACGACGAAGAAGAAGAAGGACAACAUUUAGCUUUUCAUUAGCUUAGCAGUUUAAAAUCCCAGUGUUUUCUGUUUUGGCUAGUUGUAUUUGUUUGUUAACGAGGUAUCUAAAUAGUACCAUUGAAUAAUGCGUUGUAAUGACAUUAUUGAUUAGCUUGGGUUAGCUAGCCACGUAGAUAUAACAAGUUAUAAGGCUAGCACUGUAGCUAUAUGCACCUGCGCAGUGAAAGUUAGCCAGCUAGCUAAGUGAUGGAGUGGUUUAAUCUGAGCAGUGCGGAUUAAAUUUCUGGAUAAAUGACUGAAAGUGAAGGAGGAGAAAGUGUUUAAUUCCGGAGACCAGGAGAAAGAUGGGAACUCCGUUUAAGAUCCCGAAGAAGAAACAACCGUCGGAUUCCUCCGUCAUUCGCAUGACGUCACCGCUCACCCGGCUUCAGGAUGACGUCACAGCAAAAUCACCCUGGAAUCGAGACCCUUUUAACGGGCAAAAGUCGAACGGAAGCGGCUGUGUCAAUGGCAGAAGAGAAACGAAGCCUGGAUCUACUCUAGCAGACCGAUGGAGACCCAAGAGAGCGUCAGAUAAGCUGUUCCAGCGUGACGACGACAAACACGCACCUGCAGCUAAGAAGCAAUGGGGACCUGGUCUCGGUGAGAAAUGCACGUCUUCACAGCCUGAGGAUGAGGACGAGGAGGAAGAGAGCGAGAAGAAGAAUGAUUCUCCAGUCAGAGGAGCAAAGAGCGCAAACACCCUGGAGUCUGUGAACACGGUUGUAGCGGACAAGCAGAACGGAUGGAGCACACACUCGUCUUCUCACACACACACUGGGGACGGCGUGCAGGCGAAGCUAGCGAGGACACCAAAGGACACACACGUCCACACCGGUUCGGUCCAAAAAGCUGCCAGUGAUUGUCCUUACACCAGGAGGAAGCUCCGGCUGAGACUUUCAUUCAAAACGUACCAGAGAGCCAAAGCAAGCUGCACAGAACCGAUUGUACUGUCCAGUGGUGAUGAAGAUGAGGGAGAGGAUGAAGCACGCAGUGAUGCUCGACUAAAUCCAGAUCUACAGAAGAGCCAAAAUACCAUUUCAGGAGCUCCUGGUUCAUCUCCUGCCAUGAUGGAACUCGCCUUCUCCACUCUGUACUUUGGUACAACACAGAGUCAUGCCAAGGGACCCAUCAUGAUCACAGAAGAGUGCAUCUCGAUCCGACUGAAAGGGUCAGGAGCGGAGGCUGACGGAGGUGCUGGCGAGUGUGUGUCGGUGUGUGUGGUUCCCUCGGAGCUGCGAGCGUACGGCGUGUGGGACGCCGCUGGCAGCGGGUUGACGGAGCUGCGCGACUCUUCAUCCUCCCUCCUCUUCUUCACUCUGAGCGAUGCUCAGGCCCGACUGCUGCACACCGAGCUCUCAGCGCUACACAAACAAACCGCAGCCCCGCCCUGCCCGUUUGUGUUGGUGCACCUGAUUGGUCGAUUGGACGAGCUGCAGGAAGCCACCUUAGCAUCUCUGAUGGAGAUGAUGGCUCUGAGGAGCGGACAUCUGUCCCUGGGAACACCGCUGUCCCGGGAGGAGGGGCUGAAACGCGUACUGUGCCACCCUUACGGUGCCCACUUCCUCACCGUGCUGGGGAGCAAAGUAACCAAUCAGGGGAGUCACAAUGGGACCAGAAGCAGCAAAGCUCCUGAAGUUACGAGUACCAGACACACACUACGCAGCCAUACAAGACAGCCAAGCAUGCCCAGAAGGUUAAUUCAGUACCCCCCUCCACCCUCGAAAGGCGGCAUCACCGUGACAACCGAAGACCUGGAGUGCCUUAGGGACGGCGAAUUCCUCAAUGACGUCAUCAUCGACUUCUACCUCAAGUACCUGCAGUUAGAGAGAGCGGAUCGGGACGUGGCCGACAGGUCGCACAUCUUCAGCAGCUUCUUCUACAAGCAGCUCACUCGCAAAGCCAAUAGCAGCGAGGAGGAGGCCGGCGGCACAGCGCAGUACAGACGCCAUGGGAGAGUGAGAACGUGGACCAGAAACGUCGACAUCUUCAGCAAGGACUACCUCUUCAUACCUGUUAAUCAGGAAGCCCACUGGUACCUGGUGGUGAUCUGUUUCCCUGGUCUGCUGCAGCCUGAGUGCGUGCCAUGGAAGAAAAGCCAAACAGGAAGUUCAGUUGAUCCAAAGGGCAAAUCAAAGGACAGCGCGCUUAAAUCCAGCGAUCUUCCGGACUGCACAGUGCUCACCUGCCAGAGGAACAUGGUCACCAGGAGGCCUUGCAUUCUGAUCAUGGACUCUCUGAAGCUGUCCUACCACUAUCGCAUCUACACGCUGUUACAAGAGUACCUACAGGUGGAGUGGGAGGUGCGGAGAGGAACUCCUCGAGUGUUUAAUAACGACAGCAUUAAAGGGAGCCACUGCAAAGUGCCACUGCAGGACAACAGCAGCGACUGUGGCCUUUACCUGCUGCAGUAUGUCGAGAGUUUUCUGCAGAAUCCAGUCGUACACUUUGAUCUCCCGCUUCGGCUCGAGCGCUGGUUUCCACGGCAGCAGGUCCACAGGAAGAGAGCGGAGCUCCGUGAGCUGGUGCUUCAGCUGUACCAGAAGCAAGUGGGCGGAGCCGUGCGGAGCAGCAGAUUGGAUGAAGGGUUGGACUGAUGAUCAUGGCCUCGGGACGAUGUUUUGUUACCGGGGUUUCCCACAGUCCUGCGACUUUAUUGCUGCACUAACACCUGUGACUCAUUAUGAAACACUUCAGUAUGUUAAAGUGCGCAAGACGUGAUUCAUGAUCACGUUCCUUUAAUUCCACUGCGCGCUGGAAUCACCUUAGUAAAGAUUUUAAAAUGUGUGUGUUAGUGUGUGUAAACACUAUAUUGUGCAAAGGGAACUAAAGCAGUAAGAGUGAGAAACAUCAUUUUACCAAGAUGCGAAGAAUAUUUGUAUUUCCUGUUAAUUUAUUAUAUUUGUAUAGUUUGUGUUUUAAUAUAUGAAGGCAAAAAUAAAGCAAGAAAUGUAAUGCUUCUA
Pangasianodon hypophthalmus (striped catfish) is the source of this 3154-nucleotide messenger RNA. RefSeq names its product SUMO specific peptidase 7b (gene senp7b). The record is from RefSeq and is a predicted model, not a curated record. Gene Ontology annotation, molecular function: SUMO-specific endopeptidase activity. The transcript has 21 exons. Gene Ontology annotation, biological process: protein desumoylation. Bases 497 to 2788 code for a protein of 763 amino acids. Gene Ontology annotation, cellular component: cytoplasm; nucleus. Lineage: Eukaryota; Metazoa; Chordata; Actinopteri; Siluriformes; Pangasiidae.